Contarinia nasturtii (swede midge) is the source of this 5684-nucleotide messenger RNA. RefSeq names its product plasma membrane calcium-transporting ATPase 3 (gene PMCA). Gene Ontology annotation, biological process: calcium ion transmembrane transport; regulation of cytosolic calcium ion concentration. The record is from RefSeq and is a predicted model, not a curated record. Gene Ontology annotation, molecular function: P-type calcium transporter activity; ATP binding; ATP hydrolysis activity. The transcript is spliced from 17 exons. NCBI's taxonomy places the organism in Eukaryota, Metazoa, Arthropoda, Insecta, Diptera, Cecidomyiidae. Gene Ontology annotation, cellular component: intracellular membrane-bounded organelle; membrane. Bases 1116 to 4808 code for a protein of 1230 amino acids.
UGUUAGGCCCGAGAAAGUGUGAAGUGUGUGCGUGCAUUUGUCGUGGUCGUGGACACAUAUUUCUAAUUUUUUAUUUUUUUCUACAUAAAAAAAUAUCAAAUUUAUAUGUACAUUAGUAGCCUUUUGUUCCUUCGAUUCGAAUAUAUAUAAUUUUUUGGGUGUUUUUUUUCCUCUUGAUUCGCAAUAUUUAUUUCGUGCAAGGAAAAAUUGUUACUUGACGUCAGUUUAAUGCUGAAAGUGUUCGGACGAUAAAGAAAGCGAAAAAAAAAUAAAUAAUGAAAAAUAGUCGCGUAAUAUAAACUGUCGUUCAAUUGCAAUUCCAAUUUGUCGUCUUUGAAUACCACAAAAUAUUUACCGACAAACAAACCGAGAGGAAUAAAAAAAAGAAAUAAUUAUUUGAUGUACAUACGUACGCAAAUAAUAUUAUAAUCAGACGAACAGAAAUUCAACAAAAUUCGACCAUCAUCGUUGAUAUCAUCGUUUUGUUCGGUAGUUUUUUUCUCGAUACAUAAAUAUUUAUUUUUCGUUCGUUUUUAUUUUGCCGUGUUUUGUUUGUGACCACACGAGAACUUAAUUCUUCCUGUUUUAAAUAACAAAAGAAUAUAUUCUGAAUAUAUUCGCAUUCGAGAGCAAAAUAUUCUAAUACUCUCUGUAAGAACUGCCAAAACCUCAGAUCGAGAAAGAGAGAAACAGAAAAAAAGCCAACGUAACCAACAUGAUUUGUGGUGCAAAGUGAAGUUGGAAGAGAAAAUUUCUUCGUGAAGUGUUUCUAAUCGGAAAAAAAGAAGAAGAAAAAGAAUUUCAAGAAGAGAAGAAGAAAAAAAAAUAUUGUAUCUGAGGAAACAUUAAAUAUAUAAUAUUAUAAAAUACUAUAACAUCAACAAUAAUAACAACAAAAACAACAAUAAUAACAACAACUUUGUGGAGUUGCUGCUGCCAGUUGUAAUUAGUACGACUCUUUUUUUAUUCAUCGUAUUCAACCCAAUCAAAUUGUGUACAGAAAUUUCGCACUCGAACGCGCAUUCAUCGUUCGAGUUCCUAAAAUUUUAAAAAAUUACUUCAAAUUUUUUAAAUAUUAAUAUUAGACAAAAUAUAGAAAUACUCAAACAUAAUAAAUGGCCACUAUAGAUGGGCGACCUACACAAUAUGGUGUAUCUCUCAAGACUCUGCGGGAGCUCAUGGAGCACCGUGGACGCGAAGGUAUUGCCCGGAUAAAUGAAGUAGGUGGUGUACAGGAAUUAUGUAAAAAAUUAUAUACCUCACCAAAUGAAGGCUUAAGUGGUUCACGUGCCGAUAUUGAACAUAGGCGAGAAACAUUUGGUUCAAAUACAAUACCACCGAAACCACCGAAAACCUUCUUACAGUUAGUAUGGGAAGCCUUGCAAGAUGUGACACUUAUUAUUUUAGAAGUAGCAGCCCUAGUAUCCCUUGGUUUGUCUUUUUAUUCACCGAAAGAAGAAGAAACACCCGUUAAAAAAGGUCAAGAAGAAGAUGAAGGCCACGGUUGGAUUGAAGGCUUAGCCAUAUUAAUAUCCGUCAUAGUUGUUGUUAUUGUAACUGCGUUCAAUGAUUAUUCCAAAGAACGACAAUUUCGGGGUCUACAAAACCGUAUUGAAGGCGAACACAAGUUUUCGGUCAUACGUAAUGGUGAAGCAAAAAAUAUAUCGGUAGGGGACAUCGUCGUUGGUGAUAUAUGUCAAAUAAAGUACGGCGAUCUCUUACCGGCCGAUGGUAUAUUGAUCCAAAGUAAUGACUUGAAGGUGGACGAAUCGUCGCUGACUGGUGAAUCAGAUCAUGUAAAAAAGGGCGAGGCAUUCGAUCCGAUGGUUCUAUCAGGAACACAUGUUAUGGAGGGAAGCGGUAAAAUUGUUGUUACAGCCGUCGGUGUCAAUUCGCAGGCCGGUAUUAUAUUCACAUUAUUAGGUGCUGCCGUUGAUCAACAAGAAGCCGAAAUUCGUAAAAUGAAGAAAGAAGCUAAAAAGCAGAGGAAGAAGAAAAGUUUAACAACAGAUGGUGAAGUACCAACAAACAUAACAAGUAACAGCCACGGAAGUGUUCCAGCACCAGCGCCAACUCACAUCAAAGAAGCGAACAAUGAUUCGGUCGAAAAUCAUGUGGAUGGCAAUGCGACUGGCACCGGAACUGAGUCAGCUCCACCACCAUCUGCUCACAAAAAAGAGAAAUCCGUGUUACAAGCAAAACUUACGAAACUCGCCAUUCAAAUUGGUUAUGCCGGUUCAACGAUAGCUGUUUUAACUGUCCUCAUUCUGGUCAUUCAGUUCUGUGUUUCAACAUUCUUGAUUCAGGAGGAGAAAUGGCACAGUAAAUAUGUGAGCCAACUGGUGAAAUAUUUAAUUAUUGGUGUCACUGUUCUGGUUGUCGCCGUACCCGAAGGAUUGCCUUUAGCCGUUACUCUGUCGCUAGCUUAUUCAGUAAAGAAAAUGAUGAAAGAUAAUAACCUUGUGCGUCACUUGGAUGCUUGUGAAACGAUGGGUAAUGCAACUGCCAUUUGCUCUGACAAAACUGGAACCUUAACUACAAAUCGAAUGACGGUUGUACAAUCGUAUAUUUGUGAAAAGCUUUGCAAAGUUGUACCAAAAUUUUCUGACAUACCAUCACACAUUGGUAAUAUGCUGAUUCAGGGCAUCUCUGUGAAUUCAGCGUACACAUCUCGUUUGAUGACAUCACAGACAAAUCCCAGUGAGCCAUUCACACAAGUCGGUAACAAAACCGAAUGCGCUUUGUUGGGCUUCGUACAAGGCUUGGGCAUGAGCUAUCAAUCAAUUCGUGACGAAAUCACCGAAGAUAAAUUCACUCGAGUUUACACAUUCAACUCAGUUCGAAAGUCAAUGAGCACAGUCAUACCAAAACCAGAUGGCGGCUAUCGUCUUUACACUAAAGGUGCAUCAGAAAUGGUACUCAAAAAAUGCGCAUUUAUAUACGGUCAUGAUGGCGUUUUAGAGAAAUUUACACGCGAUAUGCAAGAAAGAUUAUUACAUCAAGUUAUUGAACCAAUGGCUUGCGAUGGUUUGCGUACCAUUUCGGUUGCGUAUCGUGAUUUUGUUCCAGGAAAAGCGGCUAUAAACGAAGUACAUAUUGACAACGAGCCUAACUGGGAAGAUGAAGAGAAUAUCGUGAACAAUUUGACAUGUUUGUGUGUGGUGGGAAUUGAAGAUCCUGUUCGUCCAGAGGUACCCGAUGCAAUUCGUCGUUGUCAAAAGGCCGGCAUCACUGUUCGUAUGGUUACUGGUGACAACAUCAAUACCGCCCGUUCGAUUGCGGCAAAAUGUGGAAUUGUUAAACCGAACGAAGACUUCCUCAUUUUGGAGGGCAAAGAAUUUAACCGUCGUGUUCGCGAUAGCAACGGCGAUGUUCAACAACAUUUACUGGAUAAAGUAUGGCCGAAAUUGCGUGUACUCGCUCGAAGUUCGCCAACCGAUAAAUAUACUCUAGUCAAAGGUAUUAUUGAUAGCAAGAUAAGCGAGAAUCGUGAAGUGGUUGCAGUUACAGGCGACGGCACCAACGAUGGACCUGCAUUGAAAAAAGCCGACGUUGGCUUUGCUAUGGGAAUUGCCGGCACUGAUGUGGCAAAAGAAGCUUCCGAUAUUAUUUUAACCGAUGAUAACUUCAGCAGUAUUGUAAAGGCCGUCAUGUGGGGUCGUAAUGUGUACGAUUCAAUCGCCAAAUUCUUGCAAUUUCAGUUGACCGUUAAUGUUGUUGCAGUUAUUGUUGCUUUUAUUGGUGCUUGCGCGGUACAAGACUCACCAUUGAAGGCUGUUCAAAUGUUAUGGGUUAAUUUGAUCAUGGACACUCUUGCGUCUUUGGCAUUAGCAACCGAAUUACCAACACCCGAUCUAUUACUGCGCAAACCAUAUGGCCGAACAAAACCACUUAUAUCACGCACAAUGAUGAAAAACAUUAUAGGUCAAGCCCUAUAUCAAUUGGGAAUCAUAUUUUCAUUGCUUUUCAUUGGUGACAAGAUCUUAGAUAUUCCAUCUGGCCAUGGUGAACCACCGACACAACAUUUCACUAUUAUUUUCAAUUCAUUUGUAUUGAUGACGUUGUUCAAUGAAUUUAAUGCGAGGAAAAUUCACGGACAACGAAAUGUAUUCGAAGGAGUAUUCACAAAUCCGAUUUUCUACACGAUUUGGAUCUUCACCUGCAUUGCACAGGUGGUAAUCAUCCAAUACGGAAAAAUGGCAUUCUCCACAAAAGAACUAACACUAGAACAAUGGCUAUGGUGUUUGUUCUUCGGCGUUGGCACCUUAUUAUGGGGCCAAUUAGUAACUACAAUACCGACAAGAAAACUACCUAAACUUUUAUCAUGGGGCCGAGGUCAUCCAGAACAAUAUACCGAGGCUAUUGGUAAUCUUGGCGAUGAACGAUUCGACUCAUUAGAUUCCGAUAAGAAACCAAGAGCCGGACAAAUUUUAUGGAUUCGAGGUUUAACAAGAUUACAAACUCAGCUUCGCGUAAUACGGGCUUUUCGUUCAACCCUCGAAGAUUUAGAAGAACGACGAUCCGUGCACAGUUUGCACAGCUUGCGUAGCUUACGUUCGCAGUUAAAUCCUAAUAUGGCAUAUUUUAACAUUGGCACACAAAAAAAUCUAUCACCGCUUGCAGCAUAUCAACAGUAUCAACAGCAAUUAUUGCAACGAGACUCGCAAUCGGCGGCUGUGGCAAUGUCGUCAAAUUUACCUGAUAUGUCAUUUAUUGACGAAGACAACGUCACCACUGAAAACGGUGGUCGUGGCGGACAAAGAUAUAAUGAGGAUCUACCGCGACCCGUUCAUGAAACACGCAUUUAAAACAUUUUUUUUUUUAAAAAAAGAAGACACAAACAAAUAUAGAGAAACUACUUUCUUUCAGUAGAUAAGAAUUUGUUAGGCGUGAAUUAGAAUCACCCUUCCUCCAGAAUUCGACAUUUUUGCGCACAUUUAAAUCGCACUCUUAUUUUCAUCGUUUUUCUUUUCGUUUUUUUUUCGUUUGUUCCAGAGAAAAUAAAAAAAAUCACUAUAUGAUUCCAUCUUGAAAUACGCACACAUUCAAAAUACUCGAUUUUUUGCGGCAUAGUUAUUGUCAACAAUCCCGAAACGAAAAAAAUAAUAUGAAGACGAAAAAAAAAUCACAUAUACACCCACACCCAAAACACACGUAAAAUAUACACACAUGUUUCGUUUGUUGUCUCUGAGAAAUAAUGCGAAAAACGAAAAAAAACUUUCAACCUUUGAAGUAGAGAAAAUAAAAUAUUUAAUUAACGAUUAACACAAAAUUUACUUAAAUGAAAUGAACUUAUUAUUUAGUAAAGGAAGGAUCUAUUUAAUUUUGUGUAUUUGAGCAUUGGACAUUUAAAUGUCUCCAUUUCGGAAAAUGUGACAAUAUCUAUGCGGUGUCAUUUGAUAAAAUCCAAUCGUCUCAUAGGCAGUCACACUGAAAGCGAAAAUAUUGACGUGGAGGAGAAAAAAAAUGCACUCUCAAACUAUUUAAUGUUCAACGCUCAAAACACGACACAUGAACGAUUGAAAGAAAAAGAAGUAGAAAAUACUUAUCAGACCAUUUCAUUUCGAUUUCUCUAAUUAUUAUUUUUUUUGUCUUAAUACUAUUUUAUAAAUUAAUACCGACAAGUAAAAUGGAAAUAAGAUCCAAAAAUUUUAAAACAAAUAAAACCAUAUUUUUUUAUCGUU